AUGCCAGGUAGGCUUCUUGCAGCGUGCCAACCUCCUCUUCAGCCCAUUCAGGAUAGUCAGCCGGUGCAUAAGCGUAGUGGGCAGCGGCUGGGUAGGUCGGGGUGGGAGCUCUCACCCAAGCUGUCAGCUGGAGGUGUCUUGGCUGAGCGGCCGGCUAUUGUCGGACCGACUCAGGCAUUCCCGCCUGAGGUGGCCAGGGUGUCCGCAGGAAAAACAUCCCCAAAGAGAGAGAAAGAGAGAAAGAAAGAGAGAAAGAAAGAGAGAAAGAAAGAAAGAAAGAAAGAAAGAAAGAAAGAAAGAAAGAAAGAAAGAAAGAAAGAAAGAAAGAAAGAAAGAAAGAAAGAAAGAAAGAAAGAAAGGGAGAGAGAUAAGACGAGAGAGAGAGAGAGAGAGAGAGAGAGAGAGAGAGAGAUGGAAAGGGAAGGGGAGAGUGAAGGAGAGAGAGAGAGAGAGAGAGAGAGAGAGAGAGAGAGAGAGAGAGAAAUCAGAAGGCAGAAAGAGAGAUUUAGAAGGGAGAAAGAGAGAGAGAGAGAGAGAGAGAGAGAGAGAGAGAGA
Bombina bombina (fire-bellied toad) is the source of this 555-nucleotide messenger RNA. RefSeq lists its product as uncharacterized. The record is from RefSeq and is a predicted model, not a curated record. Lineage: Eukaryota; Metazoa; Chordata; Amphibia; Anura; Bombinatoridae. The transcript is spliced from 4 exons. The annotation marks the transcript as partial.